CUCUUCAAGAUUAUGACAUGAAACCUUUACUUUCCGUUCCGGGAAACAAUUCCAACAUCUUUGAAGUCUGGGAAACAGACACAGCUGGGAAAUUUAAUGGUAUAUUUUUGGAUGAUAUCAUGAGAAACCCUGCUAUUGACUGGUGGAACGAGGGGAGACUUUAUCAUACGCCAGAAUAUGUGACAUUAUUUACAAUGAACAAGUAUGGACAACGACUCUUUUCAAUGGAUUUCUUUACCAAUGGGUCUAAAGCAGACUUAAAGAGCUGGAUGAAACCUAUCAAUAUACUAAGUAGUGAAUGGAUAAAUUCAGUCAAUGAUAUAUUUAUCGGACGGGAUAUUCUUACAAUUCAUAACGAGAUGCAUUCGGUCCUGUUCUUACACGGAGAUCUGCUGAAGUUUGGAUCAAGCUCAAGGGUCACUGUUUUCACUCCAAAUAAACAGCCACAGUCAGUCUUUACUUCUGUAUACUGGGGGAUUCGGAUAAUGGAGGACAUAGAUAAUAAGAACAUCUGCCGGACCGAAUGCACCGUGCAGACUGGUUUCAUCUUCAAAAACGAUGUACAGGUUACAAUAAUUAUUUCCUUAUUCUUAAUGAAGAUCUAUAAGGUUUAA
Molecule: messenger RNA, 614 nt
Organism: Saccostrea cuccullata (small rock oyster)
Lineage: Eukaryota; Metazoa; Mollusca; Bivalvia; Ostreida; Ostreidae
Exons: 4
Coding region: 18-614 (198 amino acids)
Source: RefSeq, a predicted model, not a curated record